AUGGAAGAGAAUAUAGGAUUGACACCAAAUCAAAUAGAAUUUUUAGCAGAAGAUACAAUUAUUACAAUAGUGCCCAAUUUUAAAAUGGAAUCAUUAAUUUUUUUAUCAGGCGAAUACGGCCCAUUCAUACCAUCGUUUCCAGUUAAAGUACCACUAUGGCUUGCAGUAUCAUUAAAAAAAAAGAAAAAGUGUAAUAUAGUACCCCCAGAAUGGAUGUCAUUUGAUUAUUUAGAACAACAAUAUAUACAAGAGAACAGAGUGACUGAUGGUUUCGUCGACUUACCAGAUAAUUUUAUAGAAAUAUCAACAAUGCUUCUAUCAUCAUGUCCUGAGGAUAUCAAUGAUGUAAAUAAAAUUAGAAGUUUAAUUGAAGAUAUUUUAAAUAGAAGACAGAGCAAACUAAAUAACUCUCUAAUGAACCAUCUACAAUCUUUAAAAGAUAAUGAACCAAUCAGUACAAUGGAGUUUAAAAACUUUUCAAUGAUGGAGAUCAAUAGGGUUAGAUCUUCAUUUGUUAGCGGUAUAAAUCAUUUAUAUAAAAUACAAUCUUUGGAUAAUAAUGAUAACAAUAGUAAUAAUAAUAAUAAUAAUAUUAAUAGAACACAAUCAAACAGUCAAACCGCUUCAAGAUCAAUUUAUAGUAAUACCAUUAACUUUUCAAAAUAA
This is a messenger RNA of Dictyostelium purpureum, 666 nucleotides long. RefSeq lists its product as uncharacterized. NCBI's taxonomy places the organism in Eukaryota, Evosea, Eumycetozoa, Dictyosteliales, Dictyosteliaceae. The coding region runs from base 1 to 666 and encodes 221 amino acids. The transcript has a single exon. Gene Ontology annotation, biological process: double-strand break repair via break-induced replication; DNA replication. Gene Ontology annotation, cellular component: GINS complex; nucleus. The record is from RefSeq and is a predicted model, not a curated record.